Larimichthys crocea (large yellow croaker) is the source of this 7184-nucleotide messenger RNA. Its product is annotated as MTSS I-BAR domain containing 1. The record is from RefSeq and is a predicted model, not a curated record. Bases 447 to 2765 code for a protein of 772 amino acids. Gene Ontology annotation, molecular function: phospholipid binding; actin binding. NCBI's taxonomy places the organism in Eukaryota, Metazoa, Chordata, Actinopteri, Sciaenidae. Gene Ontology annotation, cellular component: cytoplasmic side of plasma membrane; actin cytoskeleton. The transcript is spliced from 15 exons. Gene Ontology annotation, biological process: adherens junction maintenance; positive regulation of actin filament bundle assembly; plasma membrane organization.
UAUUACUAUGAUAAAAUCUUUUUCUCUGACUCGCGGUCGCGCGCUCGGGGCCGCGCCUCGCUUCAUUAACAAAAAGCCUCUGAGGAGGGCGGGGCCAGGCUGAUGCGCGCGUCCCCGUCCCCGUCCCUUUGAGGCGCGCUCCCGGCCCGCGUCUCUCCCGUUCAGCUCCCGGUGAAGGAGCUCGGCUCUCUGCGGAAAGUUGAGUGUGUCCGGCGGCGUGGCGUCGUGCCGUGCCGUGCCGUGCCGUGUCGUGCUGCUCCUCCUCUGCGCUCAGACAUGCGUCUCCUCCUGCAGACAUGGGAUUUAUAACCGCGGGCUCUGCUGCAGCUUGUGUCCGUGCUCCGCUCUGAGCCCGGUUCCGACAGACCCGCUUCUUCACCUCAUUUGUCUGGCUUCAGCUCCGCCGGACUCAGACCGUUCGUUCGUUCCCGUUCACGCCGCUGAAGAUGGAGACGGUGAUGGAGAGGGAGUGCAGCGCGCUGGGGGGGCUGUUCCAGACCGUGAUAGGAGACAUGAAGGGCAGCUACCCUGUCUGGGACGACUUCAUCAGCAAGGCCAGCAAACUACAAUCACAGCUCAGGACGACGGUGGUCGCCGUAGCGGCCUUCCUGGACGCCUUUCAGAAGGUGGCCGACCUCGCAACCAACAGCCGAGGAGGCACCAGGGACAUCGGAUCAGCCCUCACCAGGAUGUGCAUGAGACACCGCAGCAUCGAGGCCAAACUCCGCCAGUUCUCCAUGGUGUUUCUGGACUGUCUGAUCAACCCGCUCCAGGAGCAGAUGGAGGAGUGGAAGAGAGUGGCCAACACUCUGGACAAAGAUCAUGCCAAAGAGUACAAGAAGGCCCGUCAGGAGAUCAAGAAGAGAUCUUCAGACACUCUGAAGCUGCAGAAGAAAGCGAAGAAAGCUGACGUGUUUGGUCGCGGGGACCUCCAGCCUCAGCUGGACAGCGCCAUGCAGGACGUCAGCGAUAAAUACCUGCUGCUGGAGGAGACGGAGAAGCAGGCGGUGAGGAAGGCGCUGGUGGAGGAGAGGAGUCGUUUCUGCUACUUCGUCUCCAUGCUGAAGCCGGUCGUGGAGGAGGAGAUGUCCAUGCUGGGGGAGAUCACUCACCUCCAGACUCUGACAGACGACCUGAAGACUCUGACCAUGGACCCGCACAAGCUGCCCGCCUCCAGCGAGCAGGUAAUCGUAGACCUGAAGGGCUCCGAGUGCACCUGGUCCUACCAGACUCCGCCCUCGUCACCGAGCACCACCGUAUCCAGGAAGUCGAGCAUGUGCAGCAGCCUGAACAGUGUGAACAGCAGCGACUCUCGCUCCAGCGGCUCACACUGCCACUCCCCAACGUCCCAUUUCCGUUACCGCGCCUCCUCCUCCUCUUCCUCCUCGGUGCUCCCUCAGCAGACGCCGGCCCGCCUCUCCUCCGUCUCCUCCCACGACUCUGGCUUCAUCUCCCAGGACGCCUUCCAGUCCAAAUCCCCUUCACCCAUGCCCCCGGAAAGCUCGCAGUUCUCAAACGGUUUUGACCAUCACGCUGCCCUCUGUCUGCACGGUGUGGUGCUGCAGCAGCCCCAGGACAUCCACCUCCACCCACCAUACUUCACCUACUCCUCCUCCACCACCACCACCACCUCUCCCAUCUCAUCACCCACCUAUUCGUCCGUCUCUCCCACGUGGCCGUGGUCUCGUUCGGGCUCCGGCCAGUCGGGGGAGCUGUUCCCGCCUCUCAGCCCGUCAGGGCUCGGAAUGAUCCCUUCGUCCAGAGUCCCGUCCUGGAAGGACUGGGCUAAACCGGGCCCGUAUGAACAGUCGAUGGUCAACACCCUUAAGAGGAGCAAGGACAGGAGAGAGACUACAGAUACCAGCAGCCACCAGGGCGCUGAGGUCACCACACCAGGGGAGGAACCACAAGGGGUUAAAGGAAGUCACUCUGUGAUGUCACACAAGCAGGAGGACCGGGAGGCCCACGAGGAGUUGGCCCGAGCUCUGGCCCGAGGCCUCCACUUGGACAUCCACGGCUCCAGCAGGGACUCACUGCAGGGCUCCAGCGGCUACAGCAGCCAGACCAACACACCCUGCUGCUCUGAGGACACCAUCCCCUCACAAGUAUCGGACUGCGACUACUACUCCGUUGGGGCGGAUCAGGAGGGCGAGCAUCAGCAGUCGUCGUCGGACUUUGAUAAAUCUUCCACCAUCCCCAGAAACAGCGACAUAAGUCAGUCCUACCGCCGCAUGUUCCAGUCCAAACGUCCUGCCUCUACUGCUGGGCUGCCCUCUAACCCCUCUGCCGUGAUCACCCCAGGGGUUGCCACCAUCCGACGGACGCCGUCCUCCAAACCCAACCUGCGACGGCCUUCUGGGGGCCUCAGCUUGGGCCCCAUCCCCAUCAAGCCCCCCAUGAUCCCAGUCAAGACUCCCACCGUGCCUGAACACCCCGGUUUCCCCAGCAGGGCGUCAUCCGAGGACGGCAACGCACCACGAACCCCGCUCAGCCCCCCGACCACCCCUUUGUCACCAGGCAACAGCGGGCCAUUGUCAGUGAAGUCUGGCUCCUGCGAGACCCAGCACCUGGGCGAAGGAUCAGAUCCCCCAACCCCACCACCACAGCCCGGUGGUCGGGUGUCAGAGUGGGAACGCCGGCCUCUCCCAGAGCUCCUGGAGGAGACAGAAUACGGCGAAGUGGAGGACUUCCUGGUGGCUAUCCGACGAGGUGUCAGGCUCAAGAGGGCGAUGACCAAUGACCGAUCGGCACCGAGUAUUCACUGAGACCAGAAUGGUUGAUUUUACUUGAGCCAUUUUGUGUCCCUGGCUGAAUUUCAGCAACAACAAAGAAGGGACACAAAAUGGUUUUUACUAUGUAAACACAAAUGAGAGCGAUGACAUCAAAUGGACGCCAAGGAUAGGAGGAAGUUGCCCGGAGACUCUGAACAAGGAUCAGGAUUUUUGAUCACGGUGCAGUGAGUUCAUUACAGAAAUGCCAAAUUUAGUUUUUUGUUUGCACCAUCACCUUUUGGCCAAAGGGAAAUUGUGUAAACGAGGGAUGACGGACCCUGAAUUUGUAGUGUGUGCGGGGAGCGAUGUAGCUCGCACAGCUUUGGAUGUAGACUUAAACUCUCUCUUCUUAACUGAUCCAAACUAAAGGGAGUCGACACAUUUUCUUGCUUGGGGAAAUUGACUGUAGCACUUCGCCCGUAAACUGACAGUAUUGCACUCCAUUAACUCCAGUUACUUCUGGGAACACCGAUGCUGAUCCGAGAUCAUUUCCCCUGGGCAACUUCAGUACGAAGGUGUGGCUUGUCUUGUAGCAAAAAUGACUUGAAACAAUGUAAACAUUAAGUAAACGUUAACGCGUGUAGUAUUCGGAUUAAGAGACGGUACAUGGCGUAGGGAGGAGUUCUGGUGGUAAAAUGGAAGGAGCGAUGGAGUAUUUUCAAAAGAUCAAAUCAUUAUUUGUAUGUACAUAUUUAUAUUUUGAUGUGUUUGUAUGUUUUGUUUGUCAUAGGCUCCUUUUACAUCCCCGUAGUUUCCCCAUUUCCUCUAUAAAAGGUGCCAAAAAGCCAGAGUGCUGAAUUUAACUUAAAUAUUCUCUAUUUAACUGAAAUGGACUUUUUUUCUGUAAAAACAUAGACGGGGUGUUUGAUAGAGAACGAAGAAGAAAAACUGAGAGUAUUUGUAUAUGUAGGGUAGCAUAACGAAGAGUGCCGUGUAACCAUUCGCAACUAAGGAGUUUCAGUUAGUUAUUAAUACCACACUCAGUAGAUUGACCUGCAUGUUCUUAAAGGUUGCCCCAGUAUAAACAAACGUUUUGGCUUUAAAUUAGAUUUAUAAAGACAGUUAGCCUGUAAUAUCCCAGCGGUAGAUAUUGACUGUGUCAGCAGUAGUGGAAUCAGGGACUGCGGAUGCCAACAACUUGCAGGAUUAAGUCUGUCAGGAUGUCCCGUCGUCGAUUCUCUGAACCGAAAAUCUAAAAUAUCGUUUUCAAGGAACUGUCUUUUCUGGAAAGCACUUUGUACUAAAAAAAACAUGAUGCCAAAUCUACUUUCUGAUUCAAAUCAACCUUCGUCUGAACGAUCGAAUCUCUAGAGAUUGAUCUUUAAAUAUAUACCUCGCCUUAACUUUGUUACUGUUCCAAACAGAGGUCAAAUAUUGCAGAAAUGCCACAUCUGUCCCUCGUAUCUAGAGACGCAAUCGGCAAAAAAAACAUCUUCCAGGGCCUGAGUGCCAAUUUACAAGUUCUCCUAUGGCAAAGCCACGACCUCCUAUUCUUCUUCUGAUUGGUACUCUAACCCUAUCUAACCCAACCAACCAAUGAGUAGUGAGUACUAGCCAAUCAGACAGUAGGAGGCAUCAUUCCUUGGUCAUAGUACGAAUGCAGAACUUGAUCUUGACACUCUAAGUUAAAGUAACGUCCACCAGACGCGUACCAUCUUUGCACUACCAACGUAGUUUUCAGAGAAUCUUGUGUACAUCCAAACAAAUUGGUAUCGUAUCCGCAAUGCCGAAGUCCAACCUCUGCAGACAGACCUGAUCUGCGACUUGUUGGCCUCCCAGCUUCACCCUCUGUUCUGUUCUCAUUGUUCAACUUUUAACAUGUUGCUAAUCUACCAACUACAUAGCAACACUGUACACUGUGUGUUAGCCGACACUUCCAAAGUCCACGAUAGUAAUAGAGGUUGUUCCUACAGGUUCCGUGUUACUACUUAGAUAGAGUAAUUGGAGUAAUGUGGAUUAGUGUUGGUCUGUUGUAGUGAAAGCCAGUGUGCCGAGGAUGGCGAGUUGUAUUUAGUGGGCACAGAUGUGGACGAGUCGAAGCUUCAGUGUUGGGACAGUGUGCAGUGGUUUGAUCUGAAUUUCUUUAAGUUUUGGACUGUUGGGCAAACAAAAUAUGAAUUAUCUGGAGUUUUUUAGACUUUAGAGUAAAUAGGUCACAGAUUAAUUGAUAUUGAGAUUGAUUGGGCUCACUAAAAUGAAAAAAUACAGACACUGGUAGUUCACUGUCCCAACACAUGAAUGGAAAACGACUCAGAGGCGCCACGUGAAGUGUAAAUUUGGAAGGAGAGUAGAUAUAUAAACUGGCUGAGCAUCUAGCCUCCUAAACCGUCUGUGCUUACUCGCCAUCAAACACCAACUGUCCAGUGCACGGGGUGUUUUUCAGGUGGUUUAACGCAGCCAUGGUGGAGGUCUUUAGCUCGGUCUUCUUUGGUUUACCAAGACCCGAAUCUCUGCUACGUAGACCUCCAUCACGGUGCCAGACGAGAACUGAAAACCAGCCGUGGUUGAAUCGACGGUUACAACAGAACACAAGCGCAUGAUGCCGUGCGGCGAUAACACAUAUAUAAACCUGUAAUACCUUGUAAUUACUAAAUGUUGAAUAGCCCGAUGAGCUAAAAAUGGAAACUCGUGUUAGCAGGUGAUUAGCGUAACAAGCUGAAAUAGUCAAAAACUUCCCUGUUGCUACUAAAUAGAGUCAAAUAAUUUAUGUAUUUAUUCAUUUCAUCCUUUUUAUUUGUGGCUUGACACGCUUCUAAACCCCCACCUGUCCUGUUGAGCAUAUAAAACAUAUUAACAAAUAUAUUUAAUAUGCAUGUUGUCCUUUUUUUUAGUUGAGCAAAAGAUUUAAUAGGCUGCUUUUUUCUACUGGAGCUGAUCUUUUUGUCCUCGGUUGGUUCUGCCUCUGCUGGACCAGAAUGCAUUUUAGAUGCUGUCCGCUCUCCGAUCUGUUUCCCUGCAGGGAUCGUUAAUGUUUCAUAUUCUGUGUGACAGCAGUUUGACACGUGUAUGAUGACUGAAGCCUGUCUGUCUGUUUUAUAUCCCUCUGUUCGUUUUCCCAGCGCAGGUUUAACGAAUACAGUCUGACGCGAUAACAAGCGUAUGAAGCCGAAUGUUCGCGCCUGUGAGGACUCAGUAAGUGUGUAUGUUGUUAUCAAGAUCUCAUUUUAAUUUGACACAAAUUGCCAAAUGUCCUGCAGUAUGUGCUGAAUGAUGCCCUGGGCUUCUCUGUUUAUUCUCACAAGGUGUUCCAGUGUCAUUUGACAGUUAAAUAUGAACAAUCUGGGUAAAAUUAGUACUAUCACCGUCCUAAACUGGACUUUUCCAUCACUCAGCGGCGUGUGUUUCAGGAAGAAUGUUUAAUAAGAUGCUUGUUGGGAAACAUGUUUCAUUCUUGUUCCAUGUUUCGCUUGCAGGGUUCGUAAAGUCAAAUUCAAGCACGUUCAAGGUACCUAAACCAAAAAUGUCCAGGCUCUCCUGCCCUUAACAUUUAAAUUGUUAAAUUAAAAAAGAAGCUGUAACGUUCACAGAAUUAUGGAUCAACCAAGCAAAACAGAAAAUAUAAAGCUGAAAAAGAAGUUUCACAAACUUUAAAGAUUCUUAUGAACGCUGCGUUUGUUAGUUUAACAUCACUCAAGUCACUAUGAAGCUUUCCCUUCAGCGCUGUGCACACUCCCAUCACACUGUUACGACGGCUGGAAUGAAGCUUUUUUUAUUUCAUUACCUAUUUUUUCCACAGCUGAGCCAACACAAACAUUAUUAAACCUCAGAGAGCUGCACAGAGUUUGGAGUCUGCUAAAAAUCGAAAACCAGCCUCGACUUGCCCUCGAUGGCAGGAGGGAUUAAAGCGGGAAUCAUUUGAGACUCGGAGGAAGUAUUAAUGCCCCGAAGAACCAAAAAUGUUCUCAAUUAAACACGUGCACAUGAUGCUCGAGUUAAUUACACUCCUGAAAAGGAUAAUCAGUCAUAAUCAACACUUAGCUUUGGGAAGGACCGGACACAGCCUCAUUUAUUAAGAGACGUUAAACGUCAAACAUACGCUCAAAGAUUCCUGGACGAGCCUCGUGUGAUGCCAGUAUUUACAAAUAAAUAAAUCUAAAUUCAGAAAUCAUCUCCACUAACUUCAUGACUCAUUAAUAAGUGAUUUUUAUGUGACGUUUAGCUGAUAAAGUUUCCUUUGUUUGACUGGACUUGAACCUGAAUGUCAAACUUUAAACAUGUAAGACGUAUAAGAAGAAACUACAUUACCCAGAAGGUAUCACACUUAUCUGUCUGUCUGUUUGAGUUGUUUUUCGUAUCACGUCCUUUAUGUUUCAUGUUCGGUUCCUGAAUACUAACUGUCUAUUUUCUAUGUAUACCAGCUGUUUUGGCUAAAUAAUAAAAUGGUAGCAUACGAUGUGCAUCUGAUGACAAUAA